AUGGCGCCUCCCUCAUCGCAAUCCUCCGCACCAUCUCCAUCUUUGAAACGGAAGCAAGCUAGUAUCUCCAGCUUCUUCACACAGAAACCCGCAUCUUCGUCUGCGCCCAAAGACUCCGCACUGACACCGACCAACGAGCCCAGGAAGAGUCAAGCAUCGCCAGCCAAGCCAAAGCAAGAGGACACCACACCAGCAGAUUAUGAUGAUGAGGAGGAUGAGGAAAUAGUGGUGCCAGCACCAAAGAGAGCCAAAACUACCGGCACAAAGGCAGAGGAGCCGAUCCGAGUUGCGACAAGCGUGCACUUUGAGCCCACAUCUCAGCCAAGCAGCAGCCAACGCACCGAUAUAUUCAAGUUUCAGAGCUCUCCUGCUGUCGAUCCAGCAGCUACUCAGGAGGAAGAUCCCGAGCAGGCACAGCGGAAGAAAGAAAAGGAGAAACUGCACCAACAAUUUGUUCGGAAGCUCGGUGGGCCGGAUUGCCAGGUUGGGAUUGGAAGAAUCGCGGUGAAUGAUGCAGCUAGCGCGGAGGCCGAGGCUGCAGAAGCUGAGGAAGAUGAUGAGCCUCCUCCGCCGCCCCCGACUAAAGGCAAGGGUGCGAAGAAGGCUGCGAGCAAGCUCACACCCAUGGAGAAGCAGGUCAUUGAAAUCAAGCGUCAGCAUAUGGACACGGUGUUGGUGAUCGAAGUAGGAUACAAGUUCCGGUUCUUCGGAGAGGAUGCACGUAUUGCGGCUAAGGAGCUGGGCAUCGUUUGCAUUCCUGGGAAGUUCAGGUUCGAUGAACAUCCAUCCGAAGCGCAUAUUGGCCGAUUUGCUUCAGCCAGUAUUCCUGUCCACCGAUUACACGUACAUGUGAAGCGACUCGUCACGGCUGGUCACAAGGUUGGAGUGGUGCGACAGAUCGAGACCGCUGCGCUGAAGGCUGCAGGGGAUAAUCGCAAUGCACCGUUCGUGCGCAAAUUGACCAAUCUCUACACAAAAGGAACUUAUAUCGAUGAUGCUGAAGGUCUCCAGGGUCCGGCACCGGCAGCGGGAGGCGCAUCGCCGGCCACUGGGUACAUGCUCUGUAUGACAGAGACCAAUGCCAAGGGCCCCGGAAACGAUGAACGAGUGCAUGUCGGAAUCGUUGCUGUGCAGCCUGCUACAGGUGACGUUAUCUACGAUGACUUCGAAGAUGGCUUCAUGCGUAGCGAGAUCGAGACCCGGCUGUUGCACAUCGCUCCUUGCGAAAUCUUGAUUGUCGGAGACAUGUCUCGAGCUAGUGAAAAGCUUGUACAGCAUUUAUCCGGAAGCAAGAUGAACGUCUUUGGAGAUGCCGUGCGUCUCGAACGGGCCCAGAAAAAGAAAACUUCUGCUGCCGAGGCCCACAGCCAUGUAUCUGGCUUCUAUGCGGGCAAAAUGAAGGCCACUAGCACCGAGGAAGAUACCCAAGCUGCAACACUCCUUCAGAAAGUCCUUGGGCUCCCGGAGCAGGUGACUAUCUGUCUGUCUGCUAUGAUUGAACAUAUGUCCGAAUAUGGGCUGGAACAUGUGUUCGAUCUUACAAAAUACUUCCAGCCUUUCUCGGCUCGUUCGCACAUGCUCUUGAACGGAAACACGCUGGUCAGUCUAGAAAUUUACCAAAACCAGACUGAUCACUCGAGCAAGGGUAGUCUGUUUUGGACCUUGGAUCGGACGCAAACGCGAUUCGGACAACGCAUGCUACGGCAGUGGGUUGGGCGGCCUUUGCUGGACAAAGUGCGCCUUGAGGAGCGGACGAAUGCCGUGGAAGAACUUACAGAUCCUGCACGAGCGGUUCCCGUGGAGAGAGUGCGAGUGUUACUGAGCAAAGUGAAGAGUGAUCUCGAGAAGAGUUUGAUUCGCAUUUACUACGGGAAGUGCACGCGACCUGAACUUCUCAGUGUUCUGCAAGCAAUGCAGAUGAUUGCAAUGGAAUUUGCAGAUAUUAAAUCACCUGCCCAAACGGGGUUCCAAUCGUCAAUGGUGAGCGAGGCCAUUGCCUCUUUGCCCACGAUUCGAGCAGCCGUUGUCAAAUUCUUGGAUAAGAUUAACUUGCACGCUGCGCGCACAGAUGACAAAUACUCAUUCUUCCGCGAAGCGGAGGAGACAGAGGCGAUCGGCGAACAUAAGCUUCAAAUUGGAAGUAUUGAGCACGGGCUGUCUGAACAUCGCAAAGAGGCGGCGACGACAAUAGGGAGAGGCAAAGUUGAAUACUCGACAGUCUCUGGCAUUGAGUACUUGAUCGAGAUUGAGAACAAUUCCCCGGCGAUUAAACGUGUGCCAGCAUCGUGGGUCAAAGUCAGCGGUACGAAAAGAGUAUCACGCUUCCACACGCCAGAAGUCAUCCAACUCAUCCGAGAGCGUGAUCAACAUAAGGAAGCUCUGGCAGCAGCCUGUGAUCAAGCCUUCGCGGCUCUCCUAGCUGAUAUUGCAGCGCAGUAUCAGUCCUUCCGGGAUUGCGUGCAAUCCCUCGCAACCCUCGAUUGUCUGCUCUCCCUCGCCGACAUAGCCCAGCAACCUGGCUACGUAAAGCCUGAAUACACAGAGGAAGCAGGCCUCCACAUCGAACAGGGCCGACACCCAAUGGUCGAGCAACUCCUUACAGAUACAUACGUUCCCAACGACACAAACCUACAGCACGACGGCACGCGCGCUCUCCUCGUGACCGGCCCGAACAUGGGCGGUAAAUCCAGCUACGUGCGACAGGUCGCACUAAUCGCAAUCAUGGGCCAGAUCGGAUCAUAUGUUCCCGCAGCUUCCGCACGACUCGGUCUCCUAGACGCAGUGUUCACGCGCAUGGGCGCCUUCGACAACAUGCUCGCCGGCGAAUCAACAUUCAUGGUCGAGCUUUCCGAAACAGCAGAUAUCCUCAAGCAAGCCACGCCUCGGUCUCUGGUUAUUCUUGACGAAUUGGGUCGUGGUACAUCGACACAUGAUGGUGUUGCUAUUGCGCAGGCGGUACUGGAUCAUAUGGUUCGGUCGAUUCAAUCACUCACCCUUUUCAUCACGCACUACCAGCAUCUCUCGCGCAUGGUGCAAUCGUUCCCGGAUCAUGCUCUUCGCAAUGUUCAUAUGCGGUUCACAGAGACGGGGAACAAAGAGAAGGAAGGGGAGGAAAUCACCUUCCUCUAUGAGGUGACUGAGGGAGUCGCGCAUCGUAGCUACGGGUUGAAUGUUGCGCGACUGGCGAACUUGCCCGCUGCUGUUAUCGAUGUGGCACGCCAGAAGAGCGCUGAGUUGGAGGAGUCUAUUCGCCGGAAGCGGUUGGCUGGACUUGUGGGGGCGGUUGGUCGGGUCCUUGGAAAUAAGAGUGGUUCUGAUGGAGAGCCUGGUGGUAUCGAUGACAACCUUCUCAACAGGCUUGUUGCGAGCGCGGAGCAGUUGUAG
Penicillium paradoxum is the source of this 3384-nucleotide messenger RNA. It is a transcript of the gene msh3, whose product is annotated as mismatch repair protein MSH3. Gene Ontology annotation, molecular function: ATP binding; ATP-dependent DNA damage sensor activity; mismatched DNA binding. Gene Ontology annotation, biological process: mitotic recombination; mismatch repair. The record is from RefSeq and is a predicted model, not a curated record. Gene Ontology annotation, cellular component: nucleus. The transcript is spliced from 3 exons. Bases 1 to 3384 code for a protein of 1127 amino acids. NCBI's taxonomy places the organism in Eukaryota, Fungi, Ascomycota, Eurotiomycetes, Eurotiales, Aspergillaceae.